UUUCCACGCGCUCUGGCAUCCCUGGUGUCAGCCAUCAUGUCGUCGUCGUCGUCGUCCAAAGUAGAGUGAUUUUUUCUCCAAAGCGAUUCUGCUCCGUCGAUCGUCGGUCGGAUUACGGGCCAAAAACGGGUUCAAUCGCACGGUUCCGGGCACCGUUGACCGUCUCGCGACUCGCUUCCGGUGCGUAGUGUAGUGAAAAGUGCGGAUUUCACCCUUCUUCCGCUCCGCGAAAGCGCAACGCCUGCUGCUGCUCCGUGAAAAGUCACGACACACACGGUGGGUGGCGAGAGGAGUCUGGGGCUGGGGAAAUUUUACCUGACCUUCUUGGCUCUGGUGCUGGUGCUUUGAAAUUCCAGGAAAGAUAAAGAAAUGAAGUUGCCUGCGUUUCCCGUUCGUUAUCAGUGGAAAAUGGUGUGAAAAGUGACGCGCGGUUUUUCGCGGAGUGAACGGAAACGGGGAAGCGGAGUUGGUCGGGGUUGGUCUGUGCGUUCCGAUAGAGUUGGCCUCGUCGUCCUCCCUCCCAGCAAAAGUCAUCACACACACACAACCCAGCCUACUGCUGCUGCUUGUGAGGGGUGGCUGAGAAGGUGCUGAAGGAAGGAAGUUAAAAAGCCAGAAGUUCAAAGAAGAAAACGACUACUGCGAUCAGUUUUACUGAAAAAUUAACGCGAAAUCAAGCAAGUUUCAAGUGAGAAUUGAAAAAUUCAAUCUGAAAGUGAGAAGUGCAAAGAUAACAAAAAAAUGAAAUAAAGGAAAAAAUCCAACCAGAAAACGCAACAGGAAUAAAUAGUACGAAAUAAUCAACAAAACACAACAUCACAAAACGAAGGAGAAUGCCGAAAUGUGAUUUAAAAACUAGAUUAAUUCCGGCGACCUUCGCCUGGACUCUGCUGCUCGGCACGACGUUCCUCUUUUUCUACUAUCCAUGUCGCCAGUUCUACGUGCAGCGGCACCCAUGGGUUCCGGCGUACCAGGCCGUCAUCACGUUCUUCGUCAUCGCCAACUUCACGAUGGCCACCUUCAUGGAUCCCGGCGUCAUACCGAAAGCCCCGCCCGACGAGGACCGCGAGGACGAGUUCCGGGCGCCGCUGUACAAGAACGCCGAAAUCAACGGCAUCACGGUGCGCAUGAAGUGGUGCGUCACGUGCAAGUUUUACCGGCCGCCCCGGUGCUCGCACUGUUCCGUCUGCAAUCACUGCAUUGAGACGUUUGACCACCACUGCCCGUGGGUGAACAACUGCAUCGGUCGGCGGAACUAUCGCUUCUUCUUCUUCUUCCUGAUCUCGCUGUCGAUCCACAUGUUGAGCAUCUUCUCGCUGUCGCUGAUCUACGUGCUCCAGAAGGAGAAGGACAAGCUGACCGAGGUGGAACCGAUCGUGGCCAUGAUCCUGAUGGCCAUCGUGACGCUGCUGGCGAUCCCGAUCUUCGGCCUGACCGGGUUCCACAUGGUGCUGGUGUCGCGGGGGCGCACCACCAACGAGCAGGUCACCGGCAAGUUCAAGGGUGGCUACAAUCCGUUCUCGCGGGGCUGCUGGAACAACUGCUGCUACACCCAGUGCGGUCCGCAGUAUCCCAGUCUGCUGAAGCCGCAAAAGUACGUUGCCCGGCGGUCCAACAAGGAGAACCAGUCGAUCAGUACGAUCACGAACGACGGGGGCCCGGGUGGUGGCGGCAGUGGCAACGGCUCCGGCCGCCAUCUCAACUCGCAGCAGCAAGCGCUGAACCCGGGAGGCUCCGGUGGCGGCGGCCAGGGCAUCUAUGAUAAUAGUCGCCACACGCAGGUAAAAACCUAUAUGGACCAUGGCAAUGGUCACGGUAUUCGUACGGUCGGAUCCAGCCACUACAGCAAGCUAUCGCCGGGUCGGGACGGGUCCGACAUUGACAUGGAACCGCAGGGCACCCAGAGCCGGGACUGCGAGCCGACGCCGCCGCUGCAGCGGCACGGUUCCAAGAGUAACUUCUUCCUGCCCCCGAUGGACGGCAACGGGGGCAUGAACAUGAACGGCGGCCAGGGAGGAGCUCAGGGUGGUCAAAACGGGGGCGGAGAUUCCCCGCGGCAGCACAUCCGGAUGUAUCACCCGCGGCACAGUCCCCAUCCGCGUCAACGCGGACUCGAUCCGUCGCGGAGUUUCACGCCGGAGGGACUAUCGCCGGAUCAGCAGCAACCUCCGCCGCCGAUGAUUACGAUCCAGCAGCAGAAUCAGCAGGGAAUGCCACGUGGAGGAAACAAUUCGUCGGCCACGCCUACUAUGCAGCAGAGAAUCAAAGCGCUUGGCGUCGCGACGCCACUGGCCAUGUCUAGUCCUGUGAGGAGGUCCAACCCCGGAACGCCCACCCAGCCCCGGCGGCCCGACUUUAUCGGCGUCAACAUGAUGAGCCCGCAGCAACAGCAGCAAAUCCAACAACAGCAGCAGCAACAAUUCCACCAAACCGGUCUUCCCCCAGUGCAUCCGUACCAUCAGCAACAGCAGCAGCAACAAUCGCAACAACUUCAGCAGCAAUAUCCGAUGGUCCACCAUAACGGUGGCCUGCCCGGCCAGCAGCAGCAGCAACCAGGCCAGGUUCGACCCCCCUCGAACGUGGUCGUGUCCGCCCAGCGCCGGUACCUCUCCGAGGGCGAACUGGCCCGGCAGGGCGCCGAGCUGUCGUACGCGCGCAGCAACCAAACCGUGGACAACAUCCGCGAGCUGGCCGGAAGUCCGCAGCGGGGCGUAUACAUGUGGAAGAACGACACCUCGCCCGGCUUCAGCAACGGCGUCGGCGUCGUCAAUCCGCAGUUGAGUCAGGCGCAGCAGCCCGGUCCCGGCGUCUUUGUGAGUAUGGCCCAGUCCGCCGCCGCCGGGGUGUACCAGAAUCAGUCGAGUCCGACGACGGCACCUCAGCAGAGCAGCAGCUACGGCGGAGUCAGUGCCGCCCGGUACCAGCUUCAGCAGGCGCAACAGUCCCAAACGGCGGCGGCCGCAGCAGGCUACCAUCCGGCGUUACGAGGGGGCGUUCCGGUGUUUCCGCCACAACCUCCCAUCGUAACGACGACGGCCCAGUCGAUCGGAGGCCCGCAGGCGCCCUCCCCCCAGAUCAAGCGGAAAGCCACCCCAACGCGGCCAAUGUCCUUUGUGAGGGCGCUCGAGAUGACCGAUUCGCUGGAGAUGAACCCGACGGGGCAGGCCGGAGGACAAGAUGGAAGUAGUCAGCAGGGAGGAGUCGGGGGACGAGCGACGACGCCGACGCCGCCGGAUCGGGCCAGCGUGUACGACAUGAACUACGAGAUUUCCGUAUAACAGCAGCGACAAAAGCAGCAGCAGGAGGACGGUGGUGGCAAGUCGUCGGGGUAGAUUCCCGUUGUUUUUUUUUUAAGUUUGUUUCAGGUUUUUCGUCCAGUUUUUGUUUUUAGAGAACGAGAGAGAGAGAGAGGUUUGUUCCUUACGACUGAAAGGAAGAGAGGAUGAUUAAGGUUAGGGGAAAUACGCAUGCAUCUUGACGAUUCUGUUUCUGUUACAGGAGAACUGAUUUUUUGUGUCUGGUUUUUGGUUUUUGUCCACAGUUAGGUAAAGCACGGGUUUUCUUUGGUCCAAAGAAAUCGAAAUCAAGUUCAAAGCUUGUUCGAAACGAAAAUUAAACGAUUCGUUCGAUUGAACGAUAUAGUUGAAUGAUAGGGUGCUUGCUGCUAGAAUAUAAACAACAUUUAGUAUAUUGAAAAAACUUUUAAGUUUCUUUUCGAAAAAUCAUAAACAUAAAUUUCAAUCAAAAUAAUUUCUGGUGGCAGUGUUUCCGGAGAACCCUGAAAGUCGUUCAAAUACCCGUUCAAGAAUAUGCAAUGAAGUCUGGGUGCCAUUUUAUAACAAAAUUUACGACACUUGAGCAUACAAAUUUCAACAAUUUAUACUUAAACAGCGAUGUCUGUGCCAGCCAUUUUGGUUAUUUUGGUCAUUUUGUGUUCUUUGGUCAUUUUGAACAUUUUGGUAACUUUGAUAAUGUUGAUCGUUUUCUUCAAUUUGAUAUUUUUUGGUAAUUUUGAUAAUUUUAUCAAAAUCACCAAAAUGAUCAAAAUUACCAAAAUAGUCCAAAUGACCAGAAUUGCCAAAAUUAUCAAAAUAUCAAAAUUAGCAAAAUUAUCAAAAUUACCAAAAUGGUCAAAAUGACCAGAAUUGCCAAAAUCACCAAAAUAUCAAAAUUACCAAAAUUACCAAAUUGAUCAAAAUUACCAAAAUGGUAAAAAUUACCAGAAUUGCCAAAAUUAUCAAAAUUACCAAAAUGAUCAAAAUUACCCAAAUGAUCAAAAUUACCAAAAUGUCAAAAAUGACCAUGUUGACCAAAAUGACCAGAACUACCCAAAAGAUCAAAAUUACCAAAAACGUCAAAAUGACCAGAAUUGCCAAAAUUAUCAAAAUUACCAAAAUCACCAAAAUGAUCAAAAUUACCAAAUUGAUCAAAAUUACUAAAAUGGUCAAAAUGACCAGAAUUGCCGAAAAUACCUAAAUUACCAAAAUGUUCAAAAUUCAUGAUCCAAAUUUCAGCCAUUUUGAUCAUAUUGGAAAUUUUGGAAAUUUAGGUCAUUUUGGUUUUCGAUAAUUUGGGUAAUUUUUGAUAUUUAGGUAAUUUUGAUCGAUUUGGUCUUUUUAGGUAAUUUGGUCAUUUCGGUGGUUUGGUCAUUUUGAUAAUUUGGGUCAUUUUGAUCAUUUUAGUUAUUUUGAUAUUUUGGUUGAUUUGGUAGUUUUGGUCAUUUUAAUAUUUUGGUAAAUAUGGUAUUUUCGGUCAUUUAGGUCAUUUUAGUUGUUUUGGGUAAUUUUGGAUAUUUCGGUCAGUUUGGUCAUUUUGGCCAUUUUGAUAUUUUUGUGAUUUUGGUAUUUUUGGGUAAUUUGGGCAUUUUGGAUAUUUUGGUCAUUCCGGUCAUUUUGAUAAUUUUGGUAAUUUUGUUCAUUUGGGUUACUUUGGUCAAUAUGGUCAUUUUGGUAAUUUUGAUCAUUUUGGUAAUUCUGGUCAUUUUGGUCAACUUGGUCAUUUUUGACUUAUUUUUGUAUUUUUGAGUAAUUUCAAAUCAAAAUGACCAAAGUACUCAAAAAUUGGAAUGACCAAAAUAUCCAAAAUGCCCAAAUUACUCAAAAAUACAAAAUUAAGUCAAAAAUUACCAAGUUGACCAAAAUGACCAGAAUUACCAAAAUGAUCAAAAUUACCAAAAUGUCCAAAAUGACCAUAUUGACCAAAAUUACCAAAUUGAUCAAAAUUACCAAAAUGGUCAAAAUUACCAGAAUUGCCAAAAUUAUCAAAAUUACCAAAAUGAUCAAAAUUACCGAAGUGAUCAAAAUUACAAAAAUGUCCAAAAUGAUCAUAUUGACCAAAAUUACCCAAAUGAUCAAAAUUACCAAAAUGUCAAAAAUGACCAUGUUGACCAAAAUGACCAGAAUCACCCAAAAGAUCAAAAUUACCAAAAUAGUCAAAAUGACCAGAAUUGCCAAAAUUACCAAAAUUAUCAAAAUUACCAAAAUGAUCAAAAUAACCGAAGUGAUCAAAAUUACAAAAAUGUCCAAAAUGAUCAUAUUGACCAAAAUUACCCAAAUGAUCAAAAUUACCAAAAUGUCAAAAAUGACCAUGUUGACCAAAAUGACCAGAAUUGCCAAAAUUAUCAAAAUAUCAAAAUUACCAAAAUUACCAAAUUGAUCAAAAUUACCAGAAUGGUCAAAAUGACCAGAAUUGCCAAAAUUACCUAAAUUACCAAAAUGUUCAAAAUUCAUGGUCCAAAUUUCAGCCAUUUUGAUCAUAUUGGAAAUUUUGGAAAUUUAGGUCAUUUUGGUUUUCGAUAAUUUGGGUAAUUUUUGAUAUUUAGGUAAUUUUGAUCGAUUUGGUCUUUUUAGGUAAUUUGGUCAUUUCGGUGGUUUGGUCAUUUUGAUAAUUUGGGUCAUUUUGAUCAUUUUAGUUAUUUUGAUAUUUUGGUUGAUUUGGUAGUUUUGGUCAUUUUAAUAUUUUGGUUGAUUUGGUAUUUUCGGUCAUUUAGGUCAUUUUAGUUGUAUUGGGUAAUUUUGAAUAUUUCGGUCAGUUUGGUCAUUUUGGCCAUUUUGAUAUUUUUGAGAUUUUGGUAUUUUUGGGUAAUUUGGGCAUUUUGGAUAUUUUGGUAAUUUUGAUCAUUUGGGUAAUUCUGGUCAUUUUGGUCAACUUGGUCAUUUUUGACUUAAUUUUGUAUUUUUGAGUAAUUUGGGCAUUUUGAAUAUUUUGGUCAUUCCGGUCAUUUUAAUAAUUUUUGAGUACUUUGGUCAUUUUGAUCAUUUUUGGUAAUUUUGUCAAUUUUGUAAUUUUGGUUAUUUUGAUAUUUUGGUUACUUUGGUAUUUUUUGUCAUUUAAGUAAUUUCAGUCAUUUUAGUAUGUUGGGUAAUUUGCAAUUUGUGUAAUUUGGGUUUUUGGUAAUUUUGGUCAAUUUGGUAAUUUUGAUCAUUUUGAUAUUUUGGUUCAUUUGGUAUUUUCGGUCAUUAGGUAAUUUUGGUCGAUUUGAUCAUUUUUGGUAUUUUGGGAAUUUUAAUUAUUUUGAGUAAUUUGGUCAUUAUGGCAUUUUAUUAUUUGAUCAAUUUUGACAGCUGCCCAUGAAAAAUUACCAAUUAAAAUAGACAAAAUCGGAAAAAACAGAUUUUGCUUAUCGAUUUGGUGUCUUCGGAUAAGUUGUAGAAGAAUAUUAAAAAAUAGUUGAAAACAAUAGAAACAAUCACAAAAAAAAUACGCAAAAUAAUUAUUUUUGAAGAAAAUUGUCUGGGUACUCGACUUUUUGGAAGUGUUGCCGUUUUUUUUGCUAUUUUUUUAUUAUUAUUUUUUAAAGCAUGAUAAAUAAUGCCGCUUUUUCUCAUUUUUUUUAUGAACGACGUUAUUUCAAUAAUAACUUUUUUUUAAUUGGCACUGCUGCCAAAUGUUUUUUUUUUUGUUAUUUGUACAACUUUGCAACUCCGACUAAAAAAAUUAAAAAAAUCUGAAUGCUUCAUUUUAAUACAGCCCAGACUCGAUUAUCCGAAAUUAGAUUAUCCGGUUUGUAUGGGACUUCGGAUAAUCGAAAAACGAAUUAAUUUUUUUCUUAUUUUUUUAUUUUCUUUUAACAUCAAUUUCGAGUUCUGCAACCCCAUUUCAAUUGUUGAAUGCCUAUUAAAUUAGAAAAUGUAUUUUUUCAAUAUUUCAUCACCGCCAUUUUUGCCGCCAUCUUGGAUUUAAAAUGUUUAAUCACUCUAGAGUAGUUUAGGGGUCAUACUUAAGCUCAGCAUUUAAAAGAAAGACCACAACAAAAAAUUCUUGGUCAAUUUGGAAAACUUUCAAAAUAUGUUAUUUUUUUAUAUUUUGUUAGCUUUAUCUAUUGACGCUCUCUAAAAGAGAAAAAUGCAUCAAAAAGCUUCUGAGAGAAAAAGCUCUCUCAUGCAAGAAUUAUCAGUUUCGGGAUGAUGCUGUCGCAAAUAUUUGUUUAAAACGACCCAAAAUCAGGGGGCAAAACAAUAUUUUUUCACAAAAAACCUACAAAUUACAACGAAAUUUUAAUUGUAGCCAGCUGAAAACAAUUUAAAAUGCAUGACCCCCAAUGCAUUCUAGCUUGUAUUUUUUCAAAUCUUUAAUUUUUCUUUAAUCACUUCAGCAAGCACUCUACCAGUUGAGAAAUAUCGCAAGAAAUAAAAGCCAAAAUCCCUAUAAUCAAACUGCAGAGUGCAAACAAUAAAGAUUUCUUUAAAUGAAAAAAGCAAACGCAAUAUUUAAAGUCUAUAACGCAGAGUACCGACUGAGAGGUGGGAAAUGCCUAUUAUCCUGCUCACAUUGAUUCCGCCCGCUGAUUUAGCAUCCGUUUUUUGUACAUUUUCUUGAUUUACAAGUUGUUUUGGGUUUUCGCUAUUAUUUAUUGAUUAGGAUGAUUUCUUUUUCUGUUUUAUUCGACUAUUUGAUCUAAAGAGAAAAACAGGAAAUCUAGUGGCAUUUGUGAGUGAAUAGUUGAGCGAGAGAGAAAAAGUAAACGUUUGAGCUGCUAUAAAAAAAGAUUAAGAGAAAGUUGGCAAAUUUAAGCCAAGCAAAAAAAACACGAAGAAGAAAUAUAUUUAACUCCUCUGUAAAUAAAUCCUUAUAAGCCCCCUCACAAAAACACACAAACAGACACACACACUUAAACAAAGAGUGUAAAACAAAACACAUUUGUAUAGAGAGAGAAAGGAAAACACAAAUAAUCCCCCUCCCAUCAUCACAUGAAAACAACAUCAUUUCUAGUAAUGUUUAGCAAAGUGGACAACAUAAGAACUGCUAGGUUAUGUUUUUAUAAAUAUGAAGUUGUGUGCGUGCCACAGAACAAUAGCAAGAAAACUAAAUUUAACUGAAUGAUGUGUUUUUCUUUUGUGUUUGAUCUAGAAAAUGAAGGUAAAAUUCACUGCCCAUUGUUAGAGGAGAAAAAGAAAGAGUCCCACGAAAUAUUUAUAGCUGAGAGUAGAGAAGAGCACCAACACUGGCAACACUGUUGGUGCGGGCACGAGAACGAGUUGGUCACAUCACAAAUACAAACACACACACACACAUACAGUCACAGUCUCGCAGAGAGGUUUUUUCGCUAGUGGGAGAGGAUAAAUCAAUUUUUGUACAAUGUAUAUUUGUUAGGUUAUUUGCUAGUUCCAUCGACAAAACCAAUGAAUGUGUGGGGUUAACGUACGUGUAGAAUUCUAGAAAUUUUCCAGCAUUUUUUUAUUUCGUAAGAAAUAAACAAGAAAAAAAUAAUCGAAAAGUGGGGGGGAAAAUGCGGUGAAUAAUAGUUUAAUGUUGUUGAGAAAAAAAAAACAAGAACACAGAAAUUCACCACACUCACUUCCCCGCGCACGGAAUAAAUCACAUUCUUAUCGGUUCUUCACAAAAAAAGAAAGAAAACAACUCAAAACACCUUAACCCGUACUGAACUUAAAUUAAGUAGAAAGAUAACAAAAAAGAAAAACAAGAAAAAUCGUUGAAACUAAUCAAACAAUCAGUUUUGCUCGCGCCACAUUCACAUUUCAAAAAAAAAAAACUCACUCAAACUCACUGAAGAAGAAAACAAACGGAACGCGCUUUGUAAAAUAGUAUAGCAAGGAUCCAGAUCCAGGCGAUCCCAGAAUCCCAGACUCUUCCCCCUCGAAUCACACACCCACACAAACACACACAUGAAUUCACACGAAAAAGAGUGCACUAAUGUGGAGGCGCACCUUAACAAAAAAAAAGAAUAA
Molecule: messenger RNA, 9188 nt
Organism: Culex pipiens pallens (northern house mosquito)
Lineage: Eukaryota; Metazoa; Arthropoda; Insecta; Diptera; Culicidae
Gene: Zdhhc8
Product: palmitoyltransferase ZDHHC8
Exons: 8
Coding region: 834-3278 (814 amino acids)
Biological process (GO): protein palmitoylation
Molecular function (GO): palmitoyltransferase activity
Source: RefSeq, a predicted model, not a curated record